CCAUUUUCCAUCUCCUUCAGGUGAAAUUCAUCCAUGACCAGUGUUCCCCCAACCCCAAGUACCGCGGUUUCUUCCAUGGCGUGAGGGAGAUCGUUCGGGAACAAGGUCUGAAGGGCACCUACCAGGGCCUGACCGCCACCGUGCUGAAACAAGGCUCCAACCAGGCCAUCCGAUUCUUUGUCAUGACCUCCCUUCGCAACUGGUACCGAGGGGAUGACCCCAACAAGCCCAUGAACCCCGUGGUGACAGGAGUGUUCGGAGCCAUUGCUGGGGCUGCCAGCGUCUUUGGAAACACACCGCUGGAUGUGAUCAAGACCCGGAUGCAGGGCCUGGAAGCUCAUAAGUACAAGAGCACAUGGGACUGUGGCUACCAGAUCAUGAAGCAUGAGGGCCUCAAGGCCUUCUACAAGGGCACCGUGCCCCGCCUGGGCCGGGUCUGCCUGGACGUGGCCAUCGUCUUCAUCAUCUACGACGAGGUGGUCAAACUCCUCAACAAAGUGUGGAAGACAGACUGAGGCAGAGGCUGCUGCUGGACAGCCCCACAGCCCAGGACACGGGCCUGGGGCGGGCAGGAGGCCAGAGGCUUGUUGGGGCUGGGCCCCAGGCUCUUGGAGCCCUGACCCUGCUUUAUCUAUUCCCAAGAGCCCCUGGGGCCAGGGUCCAUGGCAGACAAGGGGGCUUGAGCCCAGGCUGCCCGGGGAAGGGGUCUCCCCAGCUCUGGCCCCCUUCCCCACUCCCCACUGUGAGUAGAGCAGAGGCUUGACUGGCCUUCAUGUACCCACCCUUUGGCCUCUGUCCUGCCUCUACUUCCUCCUCCCCCUCCAUCUUUCUUCUGAGACAUCCGGGGGAAGGGUCUAGCUCCCCCUGCACCCCCCAAGGCUCCCAUGAUUCCAGUGCGACGUGCCAAACAGAUCUUGUCCUGUGGAUUCCGUGUUGGUGUCUGUGUUCUGUGUUCCAUGUUUCGUGUGUAUCCGUGUGUCUGUGUCUUAAUGUGUGUGUCCACCGCUGGUUCUUCCGGCUCUCUUCCCAUUGACCAUGACCACCACCAAUAAGCCCGUGCCUUCGGAGCUCCAGGCCUCCCUGGGAGAGGAGGCAGGGGAAUCCCCCCAGGGAGCAGGGGGCCACUCCCCAGGACCAAAUCCUUCUCUUUCCCUGGGCUGGGGAGAGCGUGAGAUCCCAGCCCUGCCCCCGCCACGCCACACACCAAAGCUGCCUCUGGGGGUGCGGCCCCCAAAGCCAUCGGUGCCCUUACCCUGGGCCUGUGGGGUCCCCACCACUCCGGCUUGGUGGGGGCUAGGCUGAGCCACAUGUCAUGGGACCAAGGUCUUUGUGUGUGGCGGGGGAAAGGGGGAAGCAGAUUGGGUCCCUAACCUGAGCAGGACGGGCCCCUCCACCCCAGUCCACUUCCUGCCACUUUCUCAGGUUUUCCAAUAGAAUAAACCGGAAACUGGUGUUGGA
This is a messenger RNA of Gracilinanus agilis (Agile Gracile Mouse Opossum), 1458 nucleotides long. RefSeq names its product tricarboxylate transport protein, mitochondrial-like. The transcript has 5 exons. The record is from RefSeq and is a predicted model, not a curated record. The annotation marks the transcript as partial. Lineage: Eukaryota; Metazoa; Chordata; Mammalia; Didelphimorphia; Didelphidae. Gene Ontology annotation, biological process: mitochondrial citrate transmembrane transport.